This is a messenger RNA of Centruroides sculpturatus (bark scorpion), 1076 nucleotides long. RefSeq names its product alpha-soluble NSF attachment protein-like. The record is from RefSeq and is a predicted model, not a curated record. Gene Ontology annotation, cellular component: vacuolar membrane; SNARE complex. Gene Ontology annotation, biological process: SNARE complex disassembly; intracellular protein transport. Gene Ontology annotation, molecular function: syntaxin binding; soluble NSF attachment protein activity. NCBI's taxonomy places the organism in Eukaryota, Metazoa, Arthropoda, Arachnida, Scorpiones, Buthidae. The coding region runs from base 91 to 969 and encodes 292 amino acids. The transcript has 10 exons.
GUGUGAUUAGAAAUGAACGACGAAUGUGAUUGAAACUCCCAAGAGCUAGUACUUGUUUGUAGUUUUUCCUUAUUUUAAAUAUUAGUUAAAAUGAGCGACAGUGAAGCAAAAGGAUUCCAAUAUCUUCGGGAAGCAGAAGAAAAGUUAAAAUCCAGUCGAACGUUUUUUGGUUCGUUAUUUGGUGGUUCUACAAAGGUUGAAGAAGCAUGUGAACUAUACAUCCGUGCAGCAAACAUGUUUAAAAUGGCUAAAAAAUGGAAUGCUGCUGGAAAUGCCUUUUGUGAAGCUGCUGCCCUACAUUUAAAAAGUGGAAGCCGUCAUGAUGCUGCAACUUGUUACAUAGAUGCAGGGAAUUGUUACAGAAAAUCUGAAGCACAUGAGGCAAUAAGUUGUUUUCUAAAAGCCAUUGAAAUCUAUACUGAUAUGGGGAGAUUUACAAUUGCUGCCAAGCAUCACAAUACUAUUGCUGAAAUAUAUGAAUUGGAUUUAUCUGAUAUUGAAAAGGCUAUUUGUCAUUAUGAACAGGCUGCAGAUUAUUUUCGUGGAGAAGAAUCUAAUAGUUCUGCAAAUAAGUGUUUAUUAAAUGUGGCUAAGUAUGCUGCUCAAUUAGAACAGUAUGAAAAGGCUAUUGAAAUUUAUGAACAGGUUGCCAGCAGUUCACUAGAAAGUCCAUUAUUGAAAUACAGUGCAAAAGAGUAUUUAUUUCGUGCCUGCUUAUGUCAUUUGUGUGUUGAUUUAUUAAAUGCACAGCACGCUCUUAAUAAAUAUAAGGAGAUGUGCCCUUCAUUUAUUGAUUCCAGAGAAUGCAAAUUGUUAACGACACUCAUACAGAAAUUGGAAGAACAAGAUCUAGAUGGAUUUACAGAUGCAGUGAAAGAUUAUGAUUCAAUAUCCAGAUUGGAUCAGUGGUAUACCACUAUACUCUUGCGGAUAAAAAAGUCAAUGCAAGAAACACCAGAUCUUCGUUGAAAAUUAAAGGUAUCUUAAAAUAGUGAGAUGCAAUUUUAUAUAUGAAUGACUUUUCUUGAAAAAAAAAAAAAAUACACAUUUAUCUAAAUAUAAAUGAUCUAAAGAAA